CAACCAAUAUCUAAGACCACAUGAAGGCAGGAGCUUUGUCCACUCUGUGACUGAGCAGAAAGUGGCCACUCAGUAAGUGUGAGCGUCCUUUGUAGCUGAAGGGCACUUGGGCUAGGGAAGAGAGCGCAUAGGGAAUGGACAGCCAGGUCCAGCUGGCGACCUUGCUAGUGAGCUGAAGCUCUUGUUUCCAUGUGGAUCCCAUGGCAGAUGCACACAGGGAGUUCCAGGCCUCUUUGAGGAAAGGACAUGGGGCAUGUGUAGGAACAGUGAGCACCUGUCACCACCCACAGUCCUUCCCCUCCAUUGUCCCUAAACCUCUGCCCUUCUCUGUCUUCUUUCAUGCAUCCAGGAGGCUUUACAGGCUGAGGUGAUGAGAAAAGAUUCACAAAGGAGAUGAAAUUCAAAUGAGCUUCGAGCAACAUUGUAAAGCUAUAUGUCAUUUCUAAGUCAACAGAGCAGGGACAAGUGUAAAAAUACUGUAUUUCUGUUGGAGUUCUCUCAGGCUUCAUGCUUGCCUUCAUUAGCACAACUAGCUUGAUUGGUCAGUUUUUAGCUAUGAUUCUUGCAUGAAGACUUGUAUUAGCAAGUACACAGUAGGCUGAAAAUACGAUUUCUCCCCUUCCAGGAUGAAGUCAACCAGAUCAUGGAAACCAAUCUGUGGCUGCGUCACAUCUGGAAAGACUACAGAUUGCGCUGGGAUCCCACGGAGUAUGAUGGCAUUGAGACACUCCGUGUUCCAGCAGACAAGAUCUGGAAGCCAGACAUUGUUCUAUAUAACAACGCUGUUGGCGACUUCCAAGUCGAAGGCAGAACCAAAGCUCUUCUGAAGAAUGAUGGCAUGAUAACCUGGACCCCACCAGCCAUCUUCAAGAGUUCUUGUCCUAUGGACAUCACCUUCUUCCCUUUUGAUCAUCAAAACUGUUCCCUGAAAUUUGGCUCCUGGACUUACGACAAGGCUGAAAUUGACCUUCUGAUCAUUGGCUCUAAAGUGGACAUGAACGAUUUUUGGGAAAACAGUGAGUGGGAAAUUGUCGAUGCCUCUGGCUACAAGCAUGACAUCAAGUACAACUGUUGUGAGGAGAUUUACACAGACAUCACCUACUCUUUCUAUAUCAGGAGGCUGCCCAUGUUUUACACCAUUAACCUCAUCAUCCCCUGUCUCUUCAUCUCCUUCCUCACUGUGUUGGUCUUCUACCUUCCUUCUGACUGUGGCGAGAAGGUAACUCUCUGCAUCUCAGUUCUGCUCUCUCUGACCGUCUUUUUGCUGGUGAUUACUGAGACCAUCCCAUCCACAUCUCUUGUGAUCCCACUGGUGGGUGAGUAUCUACUGUUCACCAUGAUCUUUGUCACCCUGUCCAUUGUGGUGACUGUGUUUGUGCUGAACAUACACUACCGUACACCAGCAACACAUACCAUGCCCAAGUGGGUGAAGACCGUUUUCCUUCAGGUUUUCCCCUCAAUUCUGAUGAUGAGGAGGCCUCUGGACAAGACCAAGGAGGCAGAUGAUGUUAAAGACCGCAAAAGCCUUCCCAAGAGACCUGCCAAGGUCAAGUUUGCUCAUCGAAGAGAGCCCAAACUUCUGAGGGAAUGCUGUCACUGUCAAAAAUCAAGUGAGAUGGCUCCUGGCAAGAGAAGAUUGAGUCCGCAGCCUGCACAGUGGGUGACAGAGAAUUCAGAGCACUCACCAGAUGUGGAAGAUGUGAUCGAUAGUGUUCAAUUCAUAGCAGAAAACAUGAAGAGCCACAAUGAAACAAAGGAGGUAGAAGAUGACUGGAAAUACAUGGCCAUGGUGGUGGACAGGGUCUUCCUCUGGGUGUUUAUAAUCGUCUGUGUGUUUGGAACCGUGGGGCUAUUUCUACAGCCACUGCUUGGGAACACCGGAAAGUCUUAAUCUGUAUUUUCCUUUUUGCUUCUGAAUCUUUUAGAUGUUGUGUCUGUUCUGAACUACUUACCACAAGAAAAGGCCAAGUACCCAGUCUCCUAAACCCUGACCAGAAGGGAAAGGGGAACAAUAUUACAACCUUAGGAGCCUGAAUGUAUGUCUUCAUUGUGCUGGGUGUCCAUUAGAGUGGUUUACCAUCUUGGUGCCCAGAGCUGGCAGUGCUCCUGGGCCAGAAGCACUGACUCAGUUUCUCCAUGCUAGGCAUUCUUUGUUUCCAGGAACAUGAAUGGUCCCUCACAGAGCCGGGCCCCACAGCUAGCACCAGCCCACACUGAAAAGGGAUUCUCUUGUAUCUGAAGCUCCUGUUGGUGGUUGCAAUGAUGUGUAAGACCAGAGAGAAACUCAGCAACACUGCUGCCAUUUGCAACACCUGUCUGCUACUGUACCCUACUUUCUUGUGUGUGUCUCUGUGAUGGAGCUCACACCAUUCUCCAACACAUGCGUGGUUAAAGAAGAAAACAGACGGUGUCUCUCUUAGCAGACUUUCAAUUCGUUGUACUAUUGGCUUUCUGUGUGAGAAGUCACCUGAGAUAAUCAGUGUGAACGGAGGAAGUUGAUAUGAAUUCGUGGUUUCAGAGGAUUUAGUCCAUGAUCACUAGGCCCCACUGCCUCUGGACCUUUGGGGAGGCAAAUCAUCAUGACUGACUUGCCUAGUAGAGGGCAGCUGUCUACUUCAUGACAGCUACCAAGAAAGCAAAAAGAGAGAAAAAAUCCAGGAUGCCAAUAUUCCCUUCAAAGGCACACCCCAAUAACUUAACUUUUUCCUGCAGGGCCUCAUGUCCCAGAAGCUCCACUACCUCCCAGCAGUGCAGAGGACUAAGUCUUUAAUGCAUGUCCUUGGGGGUGAUCUAAACCACAGCAGUAUUGUUCCGGCAGAACACUUGGCUGGUACCCAGUACUGUGCUAGGUGCUACAAGGGUAACUUGAGUAGAUUCUUUCCCUUGUAAAGUUACAGUCUUUUAGAAAAGUCAUACAAGAAAGACCCACAGGAUCAGGUAGUGGAGAAGACCGCUAGGGCAACUCAAAUGAAAGAACCUAGUUGGGAAAAACCUAAAACCACUCUUGUGCUUCAGAUAGGCACCUGUCUAGUCUUUUCCCAUGAACCCUUCACAUACUCACUGCAUGGAGACCAAUAAAAUCUUCAAGAAAUUUUAA
This is a messenger RNA of Peromyscus californicus insignis, 3097 nucleotides long. RefSeq names its product neuronal acetylcholine receptor subunit alpha-6-like. The record is from RefSeq and is a predicted model, not a curated record. Gene Ontology annotation, biological process: monoatomic ion transmembrane transport; regulation of membrane potential; chemical synaptic transmission. Gene Ontology annotation, cellular component: neuron projection; postsynaptic membrane; synapse. Gene Ontology annotation, molecular function: transmembrane signaling receptor activity; acetylcholine-gated monoatomic cation-selective channel activity. NCBI's taxonomy places the organism in Eukaryota, Metazoa, Chordata, Mammalia, Rodentia, Cricetidae.